CGUGUAAAUGUUACCGAGUUGCACGCGGCAACCAAGUCGAUUCUUACCACGGCCGAGAAGCGAGCGUGCGCGGUGACGAGUGGUGAGACGUUAACGCAACGCAAGAAGGUGUUUGUGCAUUCAGUGCUCUCCCAACUAACGAGCGCCGUCUACACCACUCCUGCGUCCCCACUGCAACAGGAUGGCGUCGCCAUCUCGGUCGACGUGGCUAGAGCGGUGUAUGCUCGUAUCUCCCCCAUCCUGCAACGUUUCUAUGCUCCAGUCAUUUCUGGCAUACUCAAUGCGCAGGGUCACAGCCGCCUUUCGACUUCAAAGCAGAAUGAGCUGUCAUUUUAUUAG
Molecule: messenger RNA, 339 nt
Organism: Hydatigera taeniaeformis
Lineage: Eukaryota; Metazoa; Platyhelminthes; Cestoda; Cyclophyllidea; Taeniidae
Source: the annotation of a GenBank genome assembly